AUGUCUUUCUUCAAGAAACUGGCCUCCGAUUUCGAGGGCCUGACCACCAAGGACAAGGAUCGUGCUGUAGAUCCAGGCCAGCAGUAUCCCGGCCAGGGUUACCCUCCUCAGGGCCAGUACCCUCCCCCUUCGCAGAGCCCCUACGGUGGACAGCCCUACGGCCAGCCCCCACCACAGCAGUACGGAGCCUACGGACAGCCGCCCCAGGGCUACGGACAGCCUCCAUACCAGCAGCCACCUCAGCAGUACGGCAGCCCGUCCCCUUACGGCGAGCGUCCCCCCGCGCCUCCCGCCACCAGCAGCUAUGCAUCUUCCGACCGCGCCCCCGUGCCCAGCCAGUGGGUUCCAGCCUGGUCUGAGCAGCACCAGCGGUGGUUCUUCGCCGAGACGACCGGUCGGUCCCUUUGGGACGCCCCCAUCCACAUCCCCUCUCAGCCUGCCUACGGCGACCAUGCUUCUGGCACCCGAGGUGUAGACUCUGGCUACGGUGGCGCUCCCGCGUAUGGCGCCGCCGGUGCUGCCGGUGCUGCCGGUGCCUACAGCUCACCUCCUCCCCAGGGCUACACCUCGCCUCCUCCACAGGGCUACGGCGCUCCCCCUGGCGCUCCUUAUGGCCAGGAGGGCUACCCGUCGGAGGAGAAGAAGAAGGACAACAGCACAAGGAACAUGAUGCUUGGUGCUGCAGGUGGUCUGGCCGUCGGUGCCGUCGGCGGCGCACUGAUUGCUGAUGCUCUCGACGACAGCGAUGAUGAGCACCGCUCAGCCCCACCUCCGGCGCAGAACUACGACCAGGGUGGUUACGGUGACCAGAGCUACGGAGAUCAGCCCCCUGCGGUCCUGCCCCCUACCGACAACGAUGGAGACAGCGUCUCCUCGAGCGAUCGUGAGGACGUGCAGGAAGCCCGUGCCGAUUAUGAGGACGCGCUUGCCGAGGCGCACGAGUCUGGUGACCGCAGUGACUGGGAAGAGGCUGAGGAGGCCCGGCAGGAGUACGAGGAGGAGUACGAGGAGGUCUAUGAGGACUAA
Molecule: messenger RNA, 1026 nt
Organism: Diaporthe citri
Lineage: Eukaryota; Fungi; Ascomycota; Sordariomycetes; Diaporthales; Diaporthaceae
Exons: 3
Coding region: 1-1026 (341 amino acids)
Molecular function (GO): protein binding
Source: RefSeq, a predicted model, not a curated record